AACUCAAUGCUAUUAAUACUCCUUCGCACAACAUCAAAUCCAUCAUUCCGAAUUUUGUUUUCCUUUAUUUUCAUUUACAACCUUGUUCGCACCCUCCCUUCAAUCCCUACAUUUGGCUAGUUGAGGUUUUAUUUUCUGCUAUUUUUUUUUUAAUUUUUUUUUUCUUUCUGUUAUGGAACGAAUGUUAUCAAUCCAACCUGCAACUUACGGAAACCUAAUAACCAUUUUAAGCAUUGAUGGAGGCGGCAUAAGAGGAAUAAUCCCAGCAACCAUUCUCUGCUUCCUCGAGUCACUACUCCAGGAGAUGGAUGGUGAGGAUGCAAGACUUGCAGACUAUUUCGAUGUGAUCGCCGGUACAAGCACAGGUGGCCUUAUGACUGCCAUGUUGGCUGUGCCGAAUGAAAUCAAUCGUCCCUUGUUUGCAGCCAAGGAUAUCAAGGCCUUCUACCUCAAUCACUGUCCUAAAAUCUUCCCACAAUACAGAGGGCCAUUUUCCUCGCUUGCAAUGAUAAUCAAAGAAUUAAUGGGACCAAGAUACAACGGCAAGUAUCUUCAUGGACUUGUAAGGGAAAAACUAGGAAAAACGAAGUUGCACCAGACCUUGGCAAACAUCGUUAUUCCAACUUUCGAUAUCAAGCAGCUCCAGCCUGCCAUCUUCUCCACUUAUGAGGUAAAAUCAAACCCAUCCUUGGAUGCACUGCUCUCAGAUAUAUGCAUUGGUACAUCUGCGGCUCCAACGUAUCUUCCUGCCCAUUAUUUUGAAACCAAAGAUUCUCAAGGGAAGGUGAGAGAAUUCAACCUAAUUGAUGGUGGUGUCGCGGCUAAUAAUCCGGCAUUGGUUGCCAUUGGUGAAGUCACAAAGGAGGUUUUCAAAGGGAACCCAGAUUUCUCUCCUAUCAAACCCAUGGAUUACCGACGGUUCCUAGUUAUCUCAAUAGGAACUGGUUCACCAAAGAAGGAGAACAAAUACAAUGCAAGUCGCACAAGCAAGUGGGGGGUUCUGGGCUGGUUGCUAAGUAGCGGUUCGACUCCAUUUGUGGAUGUUUUCACUCAAUCAAGCGCUGAUAUGGUUGGCAUUCACCUGUCUGUGAUUUUUCAAGCCCUCCAUUCAGAAUGUAACUACAUUCGGAUUCAAGAUGAUACAUUAAGCGGGACUGUGUCAUCCAUCGACAUGGCAACCAAGGAAAACUUAGAAGAUCUUGUGAAGAUUGGCGAGGGGCUGUUGAAGAAACCAGUUUCGAGGGUGAAUUUGGAGACAGGUGUUUUUGAAGCUGUCGAAAACGAAGGAACGAAUGAACAAGUACUCAGAAGAUUUGCCAAACAGCUUUCAGAUGAAAAGAAAAUUAGGGAGAUGAGAUCACCUCAUACCAAAUCUUUCAAAUCCAAUGGCCAUGAAUUAAAAUUGUAAAUGGACC
Magnolia sinica is the source of this 1415-nucleotide messenger RNA. RefSeq names its product patatin-like protein 2. Gene Ontology annotation, biological process: lipid metabolic process. Gene Ontology annotation, molecular function: glycerophospholipase activity; monoacylglycerol lipase activity. NCBI's taxonomy places the organism in Eukaryota, Viridiplantae, Streptophyta, Magnoliopsida, Magnoliales, Magnoliaceae. The transcript has 7 exons. Bases 173 to 1408 code for a protein of 411 amino acids. The record is from RefSeq and is a predicted model, not a curated record.